UGUACUUCUUACUAACACACACAAGUUCGAAUAUCAAUAAUCUAUGGGAAACUUAAACAUAUUUGUGCAAGUGUUAUAACUGGAUUUAAAAAAAAAGUUGUGAAACAUACAGUGGAAAGCAACAGUUUGAUUGGAUUUUAGAUUAAAAUUUGUGUGGUAACGGGUGAUAUCAGCCAGGAAUACCUCCAAAGAGAUUGAGUUAACAAAACGGUAAAAAAAUAAGGUGUUUUCUUAAAACGGCUGGAUAAAGGUAAUGUAUAGACAGCUAUGGUGUAAACAAAUGUGAUACGGUACAGACUUGUGAAAAGAAAUAUGGCAGCAGCAAAACAGUCACCAUUUGAGAGUGUGACAAUCAACCUAGAACAUGAUAUUGAUGAACAAUACCAGUAUCAACCAGGGGAGAUCAUCAGGGGGAAAAUUGGUAUCCAGCUACAUCGAAGCACACUGGUACAAUCUGUGUACCUUACCAUUACUGGUGACGGUAUAUGUGCCUGGGAGGAUGACUACCUUGGUUCAUUGGAAUCUAAAGAAAACUACAUUGAUGCCACACAGGCAAUAUUUGAUGCUGAAGGACUAGCCAGAUAUCUAGAUACAGGAUUCCACCAUUUUCCGUUCGAGUACAGACUGCCGGAAAAUAUACCAUCAUCCUUCAUUGGGAAAUUUGGCAGUGUUACGUAUAUUCUAAAAGCCGUCGUUGAAGGUGAUCGGCCAGGGGACACAACAAUAGCUACUGAACCCUUUCUUGUAAUGCGUAAAUGUUUACUACCGGAAAAUCUGUCUGAGCCACGUAAGAUAAAACUAGCUAAAACUUAUUUUUCAAUGUGUUCAUGGGGAAAAGUGAAAGCUGACAUACAUAUAGAUCGGACAGGUUUUGUACCAGGUGAAGAUAUUUGUUUACAAGCAGAGGUACAGAACCAUAGUCCAUUACGUAUUACAGCCAUACAGGCGGGACUUAUGAUGGAAAGUGUUUAUCAUGCUCAGAAAAAUCUCAUUUCUUAUAGGCAAAUUGUAAACAAACGGCGCGAUGACUUUGAGCUCAUCGACGGAGACGGAAGACGCUGGCAAAAUGUGAGAAUUGGUAUUCCAGCCUAUGUACCAGAAUCUUUCCUUGAAGGCUGUGAUAUCAUUGAGCUGUCAUACAAAUUUCAGUUUCGUAUUGAAUUAUCCAGCGGGAAAGAACUGAAAGUUGAAAUACCAAUUACUGUUGGUGCUGACCCCAAGGGAUUAGCACUGCCUGGUCCCAAUAAAAAUGAUGAAAAUGUUAAUAUUCACUGGACAAUGGGACCUAGAGAUCUAGCAAAGAAACAAAUUGAAGAACAAAGAGAAAUGAGUGCAUGGACAGUAGCAUCACCUGAAUUCCGUGAUCGUGAACAGGUCAUGAACCCUUUAUUUAGAAAUGAAAGUGAAAAACUUAGAAAUGGCGAUAGACCACAUUUAGAAAGUUCUGGUUUCAAUCAUGAUGACUAUGAAGAUGAAAUUGCACCCGAUUAUCCAGGAAGUGAAGACACUAGGUUAUAAAAUAUUCAUAUAAGCUAUGCAUAGACAGAAAUGAGGAAGGUGUUUCAACAAAACAGAUUUCUAUUUUACUGCACUGAGCUCAAGAUUAAUUGCAUAAUUGCUCGUAUGCACGUAAAUCAACAUAAUGGUAUUUAAAUAACAGUUUAUCAUUGCUUAGUUUUUCAGUGUCCAGACUGCUGAUUUUAAAAUAUAUUUGCAUAUCUUGAAUUUCAUCAGAUAAUUUACAUAUUUGUAAAAAAAACAGUAUAAUAGAAUAGGUGAUAAAGGGCAUGAAAAAUUUGCAAUUAUUUUUAAGUAAAUCUUUUAAAAUGAUUUUUAAAUUGUAAUAUUUCACAAAUUACUGAACACAAUUUUAAUAUAAAAAAAUCUGUUCCAAUAACCUUUGACAAUUUUAUGCUAAUCAAUAGGCAGCUAGAAACAAUAAUUUCUAGGCAAAAAUCUCUGCUGAUAGAUUGGUAACAUUAUACAAAAUAGUGACUAUUUUCUGGCUUUUCAAACAGCUUAUUAUAUCAAAGAAUGGUGUUAACAUGAUAGCUUCAUUGUAAUGGUUACUUAGGACUGUUCUUGUUUCUGGCAUCUUUGGAAUCAUUAAUAAUCACAGGGUGGGGAUGGGGGAAUAAUCAUAGGGUGGAG
Mercenaria mercenaria is the source of this 2151-nucleotide messenger RNA. RefSeq names its product arrestin domain-containing protein 17-like. NCBI's taxonomy places the organism in Eukaryota, Metazoa, Mollusca, Bivalvia, Venerida, Veneridae. Gene Ontology annotation, biological process: protein transport. The transcript is spliced from 4 exons. Bases 313 to 1518 code for a protein of 401 amino acids. Gene Ontology annotation, cellular component: cytoplasm. The record is from RefSeq and is a predicted model, not a curated record.